AUGGCUACCCACACCUUUUACCACCACAGAGAAGAGGAACAGAAGGCAGAGAGGCACCGUGAUUUGCAAAUGACUUCACAGACAAGAAAGUCCAAAUUCAGGACCAGUGAAGAAGAAGAAAGUUUUACAUCUCUGGAUAGAUCCAUCGCAUCUGCUCUUGCGCUGACAACUGAAGUAUCUUGGGAAACCAGGAUGAGACGGGAGGCCACUGUACUGGAUCUGGAGGAGAGGGGAAAGAAGAGAAUUCGCUUUGGGAAUGACAUGGAAAAGCUAGAGAAGGACGUCAUCAGAAACUGCCGGUUCUUGCGGGUGAAGGCUGACAGGAUGGCCCUUCGGAGGAAGGCUGAAGCGAAGGCGCUACUGGAAAAGGAGGUGAUGGGGCUGUUGUCCUGCCGGGCACCCAUGUUUUGGGUCCCCCUGAGAGCUCACACAGUCUGGGAGAGGAUGAGCGUCACGUUGGAAUGCACUGUUCUGGCUAACCCUCAGCCCAAGGUCACCUGGUUUAAAAAUGGUGUUCGAAUUGACCCUCGUGUUGCUCCAGCAGGGAAAUAUAAAAUGAAGAAUGAAUUUGGAAUGCUUACCUUGGAUAUCAGGAGAUGCUCUUUGGAUGAUUCCGCCGAAUACAGCGUGGAAGUGAAGAACUCUUAUGGAGAGGCCAACUCAUUUGCAACUGUAUUUGUCAGGAAAUAUUAUGGGAUGGAAUCUGGAUUUGACUCAGAAAUCUAUAAACAGAGACUCAGAGGCAUAGAAGCUGACUUUGCCAGCACCUUGAAGCCCAUCUUUGCUAGAGAGAAGGAACCGUUCACCCUCUUAUGCACUUUCACUUCAGAUCUUCAGGAAUACCAACGAAACAUUUCCUGGUUCCGUGAUGGUGAGUUGCUAAAAGAUUCUGACCGCCGGCAAAUGAAGUGUGAGGACCGGGAGGCAACCCUGAUGAUAUCCUGUGCUUACAAGGAGGAUGAAGGCCUUUAUAGCAUCCGCAUCCCAACACAAGACGGCUACAAUGAACAAAAAGCUUAUGUGUUUGUUAGGGAUGCUGCAGCUGCAACAGCUGGUGCCCCCGGAUCUCCUCUCCUUGUACAAUGUCAUGAUGUGAACAAAAACAGCCUCAUACUUUCAUGGGCACCUCCCAGUGAUAAUGGUGGAAGCCCCAUCAUUGGUUAUUACAUUGAAAGGUGUGAAAUGGGCACAGAUGAAUGGGUUCCUUACAAUGACCAGCUGGUGAAAACUUGCAGGUCACCAGUUUUGGGUCUCACAGAAGGAAAGAGUUACCAGUUCCGAGUGAAGGCCGUCAAUUGUGCAGGAAUCAGUAAUCCUUCAAAGGCCAGCAGCCCUGUGACAAUGAUUGAUCCCAAUGAGGCCAAGAGGUUGCUAAACAUUCCUUAUGAUGAUGGGAUGAGGACAAUUAUAGUUUCGAAAGAUGAACUGGAACCUGAGAUUAAGAUCCCAUUGCCUCCCACCAAUGUUCAUGCCAGUGAGACCAGAGAAGAUUAUGUGAUCCUCUCUUGGGAUGAGCCAGACCCCAGAGGCAAAGAGCCACUGAAUUACUACAUAGAAAGGUCAAUCGCAGGGAGUAACAAAUGGCAGAUGGUUAAUCUGGAUAUUCCCGUCGGUUCCACCACUUUCCCUGUCUUUGGUCUGGAGAAGGCAAAAUCCUAUUGUUUCCGAGUACGGUCGGUGAAUAAAUAUGGAGUGAGUGAUCCUUCUUUGCCCAGUGAACCCAUCUCUCUGGGAAAAAAGAUUGCUCCACUUCCACCCCCAUCUCAGGUCCUGGCUUUCAGAGAUACCAAGACAUCUGUGGUUGUGCAAUGGAGCAAGCCAAGAAAAGGAGAGGAACCACUGGGUUAUUACAUCUAUUGCCAGGAGGUUGGGACAGAUGAAUGGCAAACGGUCAACAACAAACCUGUCACUUGUCAUGAAUUUACUGUUCCAGGACUCAAAACUGGCAAACAAUAUGUCUUCUGUGUCAAAUGUGUCAAUGAAGCUGGCGUAGGAGAAAGCUCUCCAGAAUCUGAUCCCAUUCUUGUGAGACAGGCAAUCUCUCUUCCAUCCGCUCCACGAGAUUUUGCUCUGCUGAACUGUGGGAAGGACACCAUGACCAUAGGCUGGAAGCCUCCAAAACACAAAGGUGGUUCAAAGAUUCUGGGCUAUUUCUUGGAUCAGCAGGAUACAACACAGGCUGACUGGCAUGAGACCAACAUUAAGCCCAUUGCUGAACGGGUUUAUACGGUCACCAACCUGGACGAAGGACAAUUUUAUCAAUUCCGUGGUUACGCCAUGAAUAUAGUUGGUGUCGGGAAGGUGUCAGAGCCCAGUGAUAUUUUCAAAUGUGAGGAAUGGACAAUGCCAGAACCAGGACCUCCUUAUGAUGUCAGAUGUACAGAAGUAAGAGAUACCUCUCUGAUGCUGCACUGGGAGCCACCUCUGUAUACUGGAGUGGGACCAAUCCAUGGUUAUUACGUGGAGGGCCGCGAGGAUGGAUCAGACACCUGGGAGCAACUGAAUAAACAGCCGAUAUCAAAGACACACAUGAAGCUGAGUGACCUGGAAACUGGGAAAUGUUAUAUUUUCCGAGUGCGAGCUGAGAACAAGGCAGGUGUUGGCCCACCAUCACUGCCAUCAGAUCCUGUGAUAGUGAAAACUAAACCAGACACCAAAGAAAUUGAAGUUGGGGUAGAUGAGGAAGGGUUCAUUUACUUGGCAUUUGAGGCUCCUGAGAUGGUUGACACUUCAGAGUUUAUUUGGUCCAAAGAUUAUGAAGGACCUCCAAAUCCUGACCGAGUUGAAAUUGUAGACAAAGAUGACAAGUCCAAGGUCAUUCUGAAAUAUGCUACUGAACGGGACCUGGGAACAUAUUCAGUAGAAGUAACUGAUACCGAUGAAGACAUUUCUGCCAGCCAUGUUUUAACUCCGGAAGAACUGGACCGCCUACGAAUGAUCAGCCAAGAGAUUCGAAAUCCCUUGAUUGAGCUGAUAUCUGGAUGGAACAUUGACGUUCUGGAGAAAGGGGAAGUACGGCUUUGGCUAGAAGUUGAGAAACUCUCUCCAGAGGCUGAGCUUCAUUUGAUCUUCAAUGGGAAAGAGCUCUCAAGCACCCCGACGCAUAAGAUCAACUUUGACAGAGCUAAAGGCCUUGUGGAACUGAUCAUCCAGGACUUCUGUGAGGAUGACAAGGGCUCCUACACUGCCCAUGUGAAAGAUGGCAAAGCGGAAAAUCAAUUUACUUUGGCUCUCACUGGGGAUGAUUUUGAUAAACUUAAAGCAGAGGCUGAUGCCAAAAAGAAGGACUGGAAAAGAAAACAAGGUGGCAGGCUGAUAUGCCGUAUGAGCAUGGUGUUGGGAAAGCUAGUUUUAAAGUUUCAGGCAUCAAACAUGAAGAAGGAUACUUCUUUUCAAUGGUUCUUUGAUAACAAAGCCCGCUCAGAUGGUCAAUAUAAUUCAAACACAGGAGCUGGAAUCCUACAAAUUAAAAGGAUUACCAAAGCAGACAAAGGAGUCUACAAAGCUGUGGUUUCUGAUGACCGCGGACAAGACACAACCCAACUGGAUCUUACAAAGGAAGCAUUUGAUGACAUCCUCAAGGAGCUGGCCAGAAUCAGUAUUCUUUCUGCAUCACCUUUGAAAGUGCAGCCAACUGUAGAAGGCAUCAAGAUCUACAGUGAAGUAAAGUGCUACACAGAUGCCAUGAAGACCACCUGGUACCACAACGACAAGCGUCUAGAAGGAGGAGAUCACUUGAAAAUAGGAACAACCAUGGACCAGGUUUGGUUGCACAUCCUUGAUCCAAAGGAGUCUGACCGAGGCAAAUACACCCUGGAGCUCACUGAUGGGAUAGAGAUGCGCAAAUUGACAACUGACCUAUCUGGAAAAGCUUUCGACGAUGCGCUCGCCGAACAUCAAAGGCUGAAGCAAGCGGCUAUGGUGGAGGAGUUCCGAGCCAAAGUGGUACGUGGCCUUCCAGAUGUUGCAACUAUCAUGGAAAGUAAGACUUUGUGCUUGACCUGCAUCAUCUCCGGAGACCCUUACCCAGAAAUCACCUGGUACAAGAACGAGAAGGUCAUUACCUUCAAAGAUCGGUACAAGAUGGAAGUGAAGGGGACCGUGAUCACAAUAACCAUUGAGAACGUCAGCAGUGAGGACACCGGGAGGUUCAGCAUCCUUGUGAAGAACAAGUGGGGCUCUGAAACUGGGAAGGUGACCGUCAGCGUCUACAAGCAGGGGGAAGAACCGAAGGAGCUGAAAGAGGAGCCCCGCUCUGCCUGAGCCCAGGUUCAGUUCUAAGGGCCAGGUCUGGUCCAGUAGAGGAGGAUGGUCCUUAUUCAUUGCAAGGAAAGACCCACCUCCCCAUCUCCCACCCUACCCUCACUACUUUCUGAGCAGACUCCUCGGCUUAUGAUAUUUAUAGAUAUUUAUAAAAGUCAGCCUCCAGCCCCAUCAGGUCUCUCUCAGUGUUUUUCAGUGCUUUCAAACAUAUAUAUU
Notechis scutatus (mainland tiger snake) is the source of this 4479-nucleotide messenger RNA. Lineage: Eukaryota; Metazoa; Chordata; Lepidosauria; Squamata; Elapidae. The record is from RefSeq and is a predicted model, not a curated record.